Caenorhabditis angaria is the source of this 7357-nucleotide messenger RNA. The record is from the annotation of a GenBank genome assembly. Lineage: Eukaryota; Metazoa; Nematoda; Chromadorea; Rhabditida; Rhabditidae.
AUGAUAAUGCGCCGAGGUUGGCCAGGAAUCAGACGGUUUUUGUGAGUUUGGGGGGGAGGGGGGGAGUAAGCCUAAGCUUUACCUAAGCCUAAACUUUAGAGGGGUUAAGCCUAAACCUUGGAGGGGUUAAGCCUAAACCUUUACCUAAGCCUAACCUAUUUUUUUUAGUUGAGCAUAAGCAUAUUUAACUCUAAAACUUUAGAGUUAGGCCCUUGUAAGCCUAAGCCUAAACCCCACUGUAUGGUUAAGGCAGAGCUUAAGCCUAACUAAAAGGUUAAGCCUAAGCCUAAAGGAGUAAAUUUAAGUCUAGCUGAGGUUAAGCCUAAUUCUAAGCCUAACUAAAAAGUUAAGCCUAAGCCUUACCUAAGCCUAACUGAAAGGUUAAGCCUAAGUUUAACUCUAGCUGAGGUUAAGCCUAAGCCUAAAGGGGUAAGUUUAAACCCUAGCAAAGAUUAACCCUAAAUGUAGGCCUAACUGAAUGGUUAAGCCUAAGAGUAAGCUUAACUCUAGCUAAGAUUAAGCCUAAGCCAUAAAGGGUAAGUUUAACUCUAGCUGAGGUUAAGGCUAACCUAAGCCUAACCUAAGCCUAACUGUAUGAUUGAGACUGAGCUUAAGCCUAACUAAAAGGUUAAGCCUAAGCCUUACCUAAGCCUAACUGAAUGGUUAAGCCUAAGCUUAAGCCUAACUGAAUGGUUAAGCCUAAGCCUAAAGGGGUAAGUUUAACUCUAGCUCAGGUUAAGCCUAACCUAAGCCUAACUGUAUGGUUAAGCCUAAGGGUAAGCUUAACUCUAGCUUUUAAGCCUAACUAAAUGGCCUAAGCCUAAGCCUAAAGGGGUAAGUUUAAACCUCUAGCUAAGAUUAAACCUAAUUCUAAGCCUAACUGAAUGGUUAAGCCUAAGCCUUAAAGGGUAAGUUUAAGCCUAACCUAAGUCUAAUCUAAGCCUAAGCCUAAGCCUAAGGCUAAUUGAUAACCUUAUUUUUUUGAUUGAGCUUAAGCCUAAGCCUAACAAGGAGUUAAGCCUAAGCUUAACUCUAAGGACAAACUCUAAGGAUUUAACUCUAAGGAGUUAAGCCUAAGCUUAACUCUAGCUGUAGUGUCGAACCUAAUCCUUAACUUACCUAAGCUUUAGCCAAACCCCAACUUACCCUAACUUAAUUUUUGUCAGAUGGUCGAACGUGGCGAACGAGUUCUCCACGAUUUCCUGCUUCCCCUGGAUCGAUGAUGACGUGGAUUCCUCAGCGCUCCUCUUCAAUUUUCAACAGCAAAAUAAAGAUGCGGCGAUUUUGUCGACGGUACGUCAAAGUUUAUUGGCGCACCAAAAAAGUUUCUUUAGGUAUCCCCAUAUCUUCCGCUAACUACCUUCACUCAACAUGAUAUCGAGGAGCGGAAGGUUAUGCUGCGUCAUCUUGGACAUCACUCGCAGUUCGAGAUUUCCUACUCGGUGACUGAUGGUGUGCAUACAGUUCCAGCGAAGAUGAAUGUGAUUGCCGCGCAGCCGGAUGUUUGGAUAGAGCAUGCGGAAAUUGUGACACUGUGUUCUUCCGCAUCGCAGGAAAUCCUGGUCAACGCGCAAAGUUUGAGCGUUGCCACGAAUCUCGAUGUUCGCCUUGAAGAUAUUGUUUAUUUUUGCGAUUCUGCGACGCUGGAUCGGAAAAAGGUUGCGACAUUCACGCAGGCGGAUGUGAUGCGGAACCGUGUGCGGAUUGUUGUUGCGCAAGACAGCGUGGGUCUACGCGUCAAAGUCGCCGAUCGCAAUUUGGAUAUUGAUUUGAAGAUAACUUGCGACGAGGAGUCGACAAAUUCGAAUUCCCAAAAACCUGUGAAAAAUCGCGUUUUGCGAGUUCCGAUGGGCGGCGCAGUGCUCUUCCAAUUCGAAAAUCUGACAACUGAUGCGGCGGCGAUUUUCGAGGUCUUGAAACAUCCGGAAUUCGGUUAUUUGUCAUUGGAUCAUGAUGAAAAAUCGUAUUCGGCAAAGGUGGCGAGUUUCAGCGGUGCUGAUAUUGCAGCGGGAAAUGUGCAGUUUGUGCAUAGCUCGGCGACGACGGCGAAUGAUUCGAUGGAAUUUCGGGUUGGCAGCGGAUUGGCUGCGAAUGAGGGUUAUUAUUAUAUGUUGAAGGUGGAUGUGGAGGUUUUUGAGAGAAAUGUGAGUUUUUUGCGGGGGGGGGGGGUUGUCUAGCUGUCUAGCUAUUCAUCUCUCUAAUUCCUCUGCGUCUCUUGCAUUCUAUAGCUGUCUAGCUUCUCUGCGCCCCUCUGCCUUCUAGCUAUUGUUUUCUCUAAUUCCUCUGCGUCUCUUACUUCUCUAUACUCUCUAGGUGUCUGAUCCUUGCGUGUCUCUUGACUCAUCGCUGUUUUUAUCCCUCUGGUUUCUCUGCACCUCUCAUUUUUAUAUACUCUCUAGUUGCCUAGCCUCUAAGGUUUUUCUAACUUCUCUAAUUCUCUUUGGUGUCACCAUGUUCUCUAGAUAUCUAGCUCCCCUGCACCUCUCAUUUUUGUAUACUCUCUAGCCGUCCAGCUCCCCUGCGUCUCUCAUUUUUGUAUACUCUCUAGCUGUCUGAUCCUUGCGUGUCUAGCUUUUCUCUAGCGCUCUAAGGUUUUUCUAACUUCUCUAAUUCUUUUCGGUGCCACCAUGUUCUCUAGACAGUCUAGCUCUUCUGCGUCUCUUACUUCACUAUACUCUCUAGCUGUCUGGUUUCUCUCUUCACUCUCGAUGUUCACAAGAUAUUCACGUAGCUUCUCUAGCUGUCUGCAGUCUCUCACCCUCACACCACACAUUUUUCCAGAUCACCAUCCAAACCGCCACAUUCUCAGUCCCCUCCUCUGGACGUGCUCCGAUCCUUCCCACUUCCCUCAACAUCACCACCUCCGAACCGGCCGACGAAUCGCCGCUGAUCACCAUCAUCUCGCCCCCAACAUCUGGAUGGAUCACAACCGACGCAACCACCGGCUCGACUAGUGUUUCGCAAUUCACCGCCUCACAAAUCAAAGACGGACGCAUCUGGUUUGUGUCGGACGGAACGCAGGGGAAUGACAGUGUUGGAUUGCGAGCCUGCGUGCAAGAUCAAUGCACAUCAAUUCAUCUGAUGCCUAUUCAAGUGACCUCGAGUCAAUCAGAAGCCACCAAUCAUCACCAGAAAUGAGGUUUUGAGAAUUGGAGCUACUGGAAGAGCGCUGAUCACCAAUAGUCAUCUUGAUGUUGAAGAUCAGGAUACCCCACCCAACUCGAUUUUAUACAUCAUUGCUCAGCCGAGUGCCGGAAGAGUUGUGCGAGCCAAUCAACCCGAACAGACUUUGCAUAACUUCACGCAAUUCGAUAUUGAUCAAUCGAAUGUUGAAUUCAUUGUUGAAGUCAAUUCUUCUAGUUUCAUUGGAAGGGGUGGAUUCAGUUUUCAUCUUUCCGAUGGGCAACAUCGCAUAGGUCCGGAAUGGUUUUCGAUUGAGAUGACUGCAACUUCAACGAGUGUCGAGACUAAUGGAAGAUUGAUUGCAUCGCCGGCGUCGGCUACGAUUAUUGGGACAGAGCUGUUGAGAGCGAAUAUGCCUGGGGUAGGUUUUCAGGAAUCCUGUAAGCUUACAAGGGAACCUUUUUUUAUUCAACACUUCAAAUAUUGAUGAAAUUUUGUCCAGAGCAGCUUUUGGGGUCAUAAGAACACCCAAAAAAAUUUUAGUCUCCCAAAGGACCUCUGAGCCAAGUUCUGGGCUCUCAAAAGUUAGAAAAUUGCCCAAAUUGGCUCAUAAAACACAUCAUAACUCAAUUUUCGAUCAUUUUUAUGAAAAACUGAGUAGCAGAUGAUGAUCAGCGUGGUCGAUUUACCCAAAAAGCAUUAAUAAAUCAAGUUUUCAGAAAAAAUUUUGAUUUUGGAAAAAAGAAUGAGCAGGGGCACAUAUGAAUUUUCAUGAAUUUUCAGCCGAAAAAUAAAAAACUUCAAAAUUUUUCGAAAAAAAUAUUUGAUUUAUUGAUGGUACUUUUGGGUAAUCGACCAUGCUGAUCAAUAUCUGAAACUUUAUUUCUCCCAAAAAAAAUUGAUCGAAAAUUGAGUUAUGAUGACUUUUAUGAGCCAAUUUUAGGCAAUUUUUGAACUUUUGAGAGCCCAGAACAUGGCUCAGAGGUCCAGAACUUGGCUCAGAGGUCGACUAAAAUUUUUAGGGUGUUCUUAUGGCCCCAAAAGCUGUCCAUGGACCAAAUUUCAUCAUGAUUUGAAGUGUUGAGUAAAAAAGGUUUCCUUGUGAAGGGCCCCACCUCCAAAAAUCCACCUAAAGUUAACCCCCCUCCCUCCGAAUUCGGAGUCCCAUUUCAUGUAUGGCCUGGAUUCACUUCAGAUAUACAUAAAUUAUAAUUUUGCAGACCCGCCCGGAGGAUAUUCAUUUCACCGUAACCCGCACACCGAAGUUCGGUGAACUUUUGAUCGAUGGAAUCAAGGGCACACACUUCACCCAAACCCAGAUCAAUCGACGACAAGUGGUUUAUUCAACUCUGGGAUUCCCCGAGCAGAAUGAGUGGAGUCGCCGCGACUCUUUCGGAUUCAAAAUUGCCUCCAAAACAGGAUCGAAACCUGUGAAAGAUUCUGGAAGUUCGGAGAAGUUUAGGAUUAACUACGACGUACGCGGCGCUCAAUGAAAAAGUUAUUCAAAAAUAUAUCACAACCCGCCCCCUCCUGGUUUCCCGCGGUGGAAGUGCUUGCUUCAAUCAAUCACAUCUCGAUGUCUUGGCGCUCGUUGAAGCCGUGGGCAAGGAAGUGAUCAUGAUAGAAAUUGGAACUGAGCCAAGAUCGGGGAGAUUGGAGUGGUUGGAUAAUGAGAAGAAGCGAGUGAGCUGGACGGAAUUGAGAAGCGCGUUCUAUUUGAUUUAUCAUCAUGAAGCUAGCGAUGCUCUUAUGGAUAGUCUAGUUUUUCAUAUCUAUGCGGCUCGAGAGAGCACCAGGAGGACAAGUCGAAUUCGAAUUGAUGUCGAUAUUCUAGUCACGAAUCCGCCAGACGCCAAAGUUGAGGUUGUGAAUUUCCCCAAGGAUCCCGUAAGCGUCCUGAACUCCGGGUCGACAAAUCUGCUUCCUGAUCUAUUUAUGACUAGACAUCGGACAGUUCCACCGCAGAGUAUUAUUUAUCGAACGAUUCAGCGAGGCUCUAAUGGGGUGACACUUCGAAAAAAUGAGGAAGAAAUUGGUAGCUUUAAUCAGCAGGAUAUUAAUGAUGGGAAGAUUUCGAUAUGGCACACUGCACCCCGGAAUUUUCAGGGAGAAUCUGGAUGGCAUGAUGUGAUUGUGUUUGAUAUUGAGGGACAUAUGCGAACUCUUGUCGUGGAGAUCAAGCCAAUCGAUUUGAUCCUGAAGAAUCAUAGUGUCAUCGAAUACCCGCAGGGGAAAACCUAUGUUGUGCUCAAGAGCCAACACCUCGGCGCAUUUUCCAAUGGCAAUAAUCGAAGUGCGUUGAAAUACAGGGUGACUCAUGGUCCUGAAAAUGGCACGUUUUAUUGGGUGGCUGGUGAGAAGGAGGCCAAAGAGUUCACGCAGAAGGAUAUUGAUGAGGAGCGGAUUCUGUAUGCACAAUUGAACAUGCAUUCUUAUCAAGAUCGAUUUGAGUUUCAAAUUGAGAAUGAGACACGGGAUGUUGUGAGGAACUCGUCGAUUUUGAGAGUCAAGGCGUUGGUGGCAGUUCAGCCGGUGAUUGUAGAAGCUGAGACAGCAACACCGCUCACGACGAGUCAGAUCAACGCAUCAACAUUACUCCCAUCCUCCCCAAGAUUCUUCCUAACCUCUCCGCUCAAAUACGGAAGGCUGACCUUCGAUCAGAACACAAAUUACUCCACAUACUACUUCACCUACUCAGACAUUCAAAAGGGAAUUGUGUAUUAUAAAGCGGAUAGUGCUGAUGAGGAAGUUCGAGAGAUUGUUGAAUUGGAGAUUCGAGCGGAUGAUGUGCAACCGGCCAGGUUUAGCCUGCCUAUUACGAUUUUGCGCGCCGAGUUUUUGGAUGAGGGAAAUGUUGUGGAGGCGGGUGAGAUUUUGGAGAAUGAAGAGACGAAAAGUGGGACGAGCAGCAGGUUUAGUGGGAAUGGAUUGCCGGUGAGUUUCGGGGGGGGGGGCAUACAUGAUCUGACACUUCGGAGGGGGGUUAACUUAAAGGGUUGAUGUUUUCCUGGUGAAAAAAUCGUCAGCAAAAAGGCGUGUUAUGUUCAAAGUUGCGUGCAAACACACGCACAAAAAUUUGAAAACAAGGUGUGCGCUAGAGCGCAUUUACUUGUUUCAUUCCCUGACGGAGCAUCAACCCUUUAAGGUGCAUUUUCGAAGGUAGGGGCCUUAACUUUAUGAAAAUUUUGGGGUGUUUUAUGUUUAGGGGUCAAAAAUUGGGUUUGGGGGGGGGGCUAAAAUGAGCAAUGCUAGACUUUCGAGACGACGAGAGUCUGAUGACGUCAUCUAAGACAGAGAAACACAUCGCUUCGAGAUAUUUUUGAGAAAAUAUGUGUCCCUUUGAAAAAAUACCGUAUUUUGUUUCAAGGAACACACAUUUUAUUGAAAAUAUCUUGCCACGAAAUUCAUUUUCGGGAUGUUUUUGUAAAUUACUCUCGUCGUCUCGCCUCUGGCCCCACGGGCCCUGGUCGUGUGAUCUGGCUUUGGAGGAAGGGGGGUUAGCUUAAGGUGCCUUUUCAAAGGUGGGGGCCUUAACUUUUUGAAAAUUUAGGGGUGUUUUAUGGGUUUAUGGGGUCAAAAAUCAGCCUGAAAGGGAGGGUUAACUCAAAGGUUCUCGGAGUGACUAGUUCAUAUAUGUUGGGGGCCUAAUAUGAGGCAUGCUAGACUUUCGUUCAUAAGAAAAACGUUAAUUUUCCCCGAUCAUUCAAAGCAAAAUAACCGGGAAUCGAACCUGUGAGCUUGAGUUUACUAACAUGAGCAAUAGCUAUACUCUCUAACCUCAAGUGUUUUUUUCCAGAUCGUGAUCCUUGCCGCCAUCCUCGCCGCCACCAUCUUCAUUCUCGUCUGCCGUCGCUGCGGCGGCGGUUCCUCCUCGACCUCUCCCAAACACAACACCUCCGCCAAACUCUCCACCCAUCUCGACACACCAACCCGUCUUCCACCGUCACCCACCGACUCGCUAGAACAUCCGUCGAUCUCUGCCGCAAAACCGCCCGAUCUGCUGGGAUCCACGGUUUUCGCGUCGGUCAAGCAGGCCGAGGAUCGACAGGUGUUGCAGAGUUUUACGAUACGACCGCAGGGCAUUGCGGCGCGGACGCAGGCUGUUCCGCCGAAAGAGGCGGUGGUGCCACGUGGCUCGGGAGCUCUGCUGGAUUAUGCUGGCGACACGCCGCCUCCUAUGAGGCUGUUUGACCAAGUCGCUCAAACACAGCCCACUAAUCAUUAUUGGGUUUAG